AUGGCGCUCUGGUUGACGGUGGUCAUUGCUCUCACCUGCCUUGGUGGCCUUGCCUCCCCAGGUCCCCUGCCUCCCUCUACAGCCCUCAAGGAGGUCAUUGAAGAGCUGAUCAAUAUCACCCAGAACCAGAAGGCACCCCUCUGCAAUGGCAGCAUGGUGUGGAGUGUCAACUGGACAGCUGGCAUGUACUGUGCAGCCCUGGAGUCCCUGCUCAACAUCUCCAGCUGCGGUGCCAUCCAGAAGACCCAGAGGAUGCUGAAAGGACUCUGCACUCACGCGGGCUCAGCCAGGGUUUCCAGCUUGCACACCCGAGACACCAAAAUUGAAGUGGACAAGUUUGUAAAGGACCUGCUCAGACAUUUAAGGAAAAUUUAUCACCACAAUUAG
Messenger RNA from Cynocephalus volans (Philippine flying lemur), 387 nucleotides. RefSeq names its product interleukin 13 (gene IL13). Gene Ontology annotation, cellular component: extracellular region. Bases 1 to 387 code for a protein of 128 amino acids. The transcript is spliced from 4 exons. The record is from RefSeq and is a predicted model, not a curated record. NCBI's taxonomy places the organism in Eukaryota, Metazoa, Chordata, Mammalia, Dermoptera, Cynocephalidae. Gene Ontology annotation, biological process: immune response. Gene Ontology annotation, molecular function: cytokine receptor binding.